This is a messenger RNA of Solenopsis invicta (red fire ant), 1177 nucleotides long. RefSeq names its product pyrimidodiazepine synthase. The transcript has 5 exons. Gene Ontology annotation, cellular component: cytoplasm. Gene Ontology annotation, biological process: glutathione metabolic process. Lineage: Eukaryota; Metazoa; Arthropoda; Insecta; Hymenoptera; Formicidae. The record is from RefSeq and is a predicted model, not a curated record. Bases 178 to 909 code for a protein of 243 amino acids. Gene Ontology annotation, molecular function: glutathione transferase activity; glutathione dehydrogenase (ascorbate) activity.
UCCUUUCUCUCUUUCUUUCUCAUGUGUACACAACAUCUGCGCAUACGGAAGUUCUUGUCAUCGAUAUUUAUUUCUCACCAUUUCUCACUGCAACCGGCUAACGGAAUGUUGAGCGUCAGUUGAGCGGAACGAGGCUUUUCUGACGUCUUUUGACGUAUUAGAUAUACGAGAAUCAGGAUGAGCGUGAAGCAUUUGAGUACCGGAUCGGUACCACCGGCUCUCGUACCCGGCAAAAUACGCCUCUACAGCAUGCGCUUUUGUCCAUACGCACAGAGGAUACACCUCGUGCUAGAUGCCAAGCAAAUUCCAUAUGAUGUGGUAUAUGUGAAUCUAACACACAAGCCAGACUGGUUGAUAGAAAAGAGUCCCUUGAAUAAAGUCCCUUGUAUUGAAUUAGAAGGAGGAGAAACGCUGUACGAAAGUCUAAUUAUUGCUGACUAUUUGGAAGACGCAUAUCCACAAAACAAACUAUAUCCAAGUAAUCCUUUAGCAAAGGCUAAAGAUAAAUUAUUAAUUGAUAGAUUUAAUACAGUGAUAUCAACUAUGUAUAAGAGACUUUAUUCAGAAACAGCAUGGGAGCAGGAUGUAUUCAACGAAGCGUUAGCUGGCUUAGAAUUUUUUGUUCGAGAGUUAGCAAAGAGAGAAACUCCUUUUUUUGGAGGCAGCAAACCAGGCAUGCUAGACCUGAUGAUAUGGCCAUGGUGUGAGAGAACAGAUGUGAUAAGGAUUAUAAAGGGAGAUCAGUUUGUCAUACCUCGCGACCGUUUCUUGAGAUUGCUUGAAUGGAGAGUUGCCAUGAAAGAAGAUCCUGCGGUGAGUGGCAGUUUUCUGGAUGCUGAAGUGCACGCCAAGUACAUGCGUAGUUGUCUAGCUGGGACACCUCAGUACGAUUUAAUAGCUAACAGCUAAAGAUAAUCUAGCUUAUGGUUCAUUCCAUUUUUCCACUUUAAAAUAUUUUAAGUUCAAGCAAUAUGCUAUUUUGUGUGUCACCGUUUUCAACAUAGUAAAUUAUAAUUCUAUAUACUUAAAUAUAUAAUAUAUAUAUAUAUAUGUUUACAAAAAUAAAAUUGAUGUUUAUGUAAUGUCUAAAACAAAUAUUAGUUUAUAAAACAAAGGCAUUUAUCUUGAUUGUUAUAUUGGUUAACACAUGAAAAUAAAAAUUUCUUUUGCAUAACAA